UGACAAUUAUUUAAGUGGAUUUUUAAAGUGCAUUUAAUUAAUUGAAUAUCCGUGGCAUUAAUUACCACUGAUGAUAUAAAAAGACAAAAUAUCUUAUAUUCACGCAUAUCAAUCAUCAUGAAUUCAAUCAUAAUUUUAUCGACAAUUUUUAUGUUCAGUUUCAUUGAAACUGUAUCAUUGAAUCAAAAUCCAGAUGAAGUGCUGAAUUUACCCGGUUUGAAAACGAAAAUAAAUUUUCGUCAUUUUUCUGGCUAUCUAGAAGCUGAAGAUGGUGCUUUUCUUCAUUAUUGGCUAUUCGAAAGUCAACGAGAUCCAACAUCGGAUCCUGUCGUAUUCUGGUUUAAUGGUGGUCCAGGAAGUAGUUCAUUAUUGGGCGCUCUCACCGAAUGUGGACCAUUCCGUAUUGAUUCCAAUGAAAAAGUAAUUAUGAAUAAUUUCUCAUGGAAUGCUCAGGCAAAUAUGGUGUUUAUUGAAUCGCCAGCUGGUGUCGGCUUUUCAUAUAAACUUGAUCGAAAUUAUACAACCAAUGAUGAUAUUACAGCACAAAAUAAUUAUGUAGCAUUGAAAAGUUUCUUCAAAAAAUUUCCACAUUUCGAAAAUAAUUCAUUGUAUAUAUCGGGAGAAAGCUAUGGAGGUGUUUAUGUUCCAACUCUUUCGGUGAAAAUAUUGGAAAAUCAUUAUCCAAAAAAUUUCAAAGGUUUCUUGAUCGGUAAUGGCGCUAUGAAUUAUGAAAUGCUCGAUAAUUCUCAAAUACAUUAUUUCUAUCAUCAUGCUUUGAUCAAUGAUGAUACGUGGCAAUAUCUACUUGAUACUUGCUGUCCGAACGUAACGAAUGCUCGACAUUGUAAUUUUGCCAAGAAUCAAAAUCCAAAAUGUAAUGAUGAAAUUGAAAAAAUAUCUAAAUUCAUUUAUGAUAAUUUUGACCCAUACAAUAUUUAUCAUUGGAUGUGUUUUGAUCCCAUCAAUGAUCAUGCACCAUUUUCGUUUGCAAAAUCGGUUGGUGAAGUUGGUUGGAUAACAACGCUUCAACACAAAAAUCGUAAAAAUAUUAAAUGCAAUAAGGAUGAUGUAAAAUUCGCUGCACCAACGGUCGAUUAUGAUGCUUUAAAGCGUUAUCUUAAUCGACAAAAAAUACGUGAAGCUUUACAUAUAAGUUCACAUGCUAAUUCACAUUGGAAUCUCCAUAGUGAAGAACUAAUAUACACACGAAUAUAUCAAGACAUGACCAAUCACGUUAAAAAAUUGAUCGACGGUGGUCUCAAAGGACUACUCUAUAAUGGUGAUUUUGAUACCGUAUGUAAUUAUCUGGGCAAUAGAUGGUUUGUCGAAAAUCUUGGAUACGAAACCAAUACUGGAUAUUUACCUUGGAAAUAUGAUAAUCAAAUUGGUGGUUUCCGUAUUCGUUAUGGUAAACUAAUUUAUCAAACAAUCAUGGGAGCCGGUCAUAUGGCACCGAUGGAUCAGCCAGGACCACUUCAAGCAAUGUUUAAUGAAUUUUUAGAGAUGUAAUUGAAUUGGUAUUUUGCUUGUUGUCAUCAUCAAUCAUCAUCAAUAAAUUAUUUUGGUAAACAAAAA
Dermatophagoides farinae (American house dust mite) is the source of this 1575-nucleotide messenger RNA. NCBI's taxonomy places the organism in Eukaryota, Metazoa, Arthropoda, Arachnida, Sarcoptiformes, Pyroglyphidae. The record is from RefSeq and is a predicted model, not a curated record.